Cyprinodon tularosa is the source of this 5328-nucleotide messenger RNA. RefSeq names its product neurofilament heavy polypeptide-like. Lineage: Eukaryota; Metazoa; Chordata; Actinopteri; Cyprinodontiformes; Cyprinodontidae. The transcript has 20 exons. The coding region runs from base 1911 to 5213 and encodes 1100 amino acids. The record is from RefSeq and is a predicted model, not a curated record.
UAACUGUAUUGUUUUUUUGCAAUUGUAGAGUCUUGGAUAAAAAAGCUAAAACCCGGAGUAGGAGCCGUUCCCAUUCACACGGUUCCUACCACCGUCACAGAGACAGGUCCAGCAGCGGCUCCUGUUCUCGCUCACGCUCCCGUAGCCCACAGCGCAGUCGUACAAAGGAAAGACGCACCGAGAGCAGCUCCCGUAACCGCUCAGGCAGCCCACAGCGCAGUCGUACAAAGGAAAGACGCACCGAGAGCAGCUCCCUUAACCGUUCCUGCAGUCCUCGCCAUCAACAUGGCUGCAGGAGUGAGGAGAGACAAAGGAGGGGGAGGUCCCGGUCUCGUUCCUCAUCUCCAUCACACAAGUCCCGCUCUUCUCAUAAUUACCGUUCACGUUCAAGGAGCUCUGAGAGAAAAUCGAGAAGAAAACAAGAAAGACGAUCAUCAUCUGAAAGAUCAACACCCAAACGCAGGAGGUCUACCAGUACAGAGAGACUUGCAAAGAGACUGCUGGAGGCAUCAGGUGUCCAGUCUCUCUCAAACCCUUCGGAUUUGGAGGCAUUGGUAAAAUCUUUGACACCUACUUUAAUAGCUGAACUAAAUAAAGGGAAGCCAAGAUCCUCUUCGCCGUCCUCUGGGUCUACUACAGAGACAGACUCUUCGGACACUGAGGAUGAGUCCUCAUCUGAAAGGUCAGUGAAGCUCAAAGGGAUCCGAUGCUAUAACUCAUACAGUGAACUCUCCACUGCCCUGAAGUCAUUUGGGAAGAUCGAGACGAUUUUGCUACGUAGAGCUCGACAAAAGGCAAAGGUCAUUUUCAGGGAAGUGGAAGCUGCAGAGAAACUCCGGCUCGCCAAGGGCUUCGACUUGAUAGCAAACUAUAUUUCUGUGAUUCCUGCUUCCACUCCUACUAAAGAGCAGAAGACCACUCCUCCGCUAAAAUCUGCUGACGAUGAUGUCACAUCCCGAAAGAAGGAAACUGCUUCACAUUCCUUACCUCAAGAGAAAACUACAACCGGCACGAGUGGAAGGGCUGCAGAUCAGAGAGAUGACACUGAGACAAAGAUCACCAGCCUCAAAGAAGAGACGGCUUCAGCCCCAGCGGAACCUAAAACUAAAGCAGACAGUUCAGGAACCAAAGAAGCCAAAGCUGUAAAAGAUUCAGAAAGUGGGCUUUAUGCUGGGGAAGAUGUCAAUGAAGAAAAACAGGCAUCUGUAAAAGAUUCAGAAAGUGGGCUUUAUGCUGGGGAAGAUGUCAAUGAAGAAAAACAGGCAUCUGCAAUAGAUUCAGAAAGUGGGCUUUAUGCUGGGGAAGCGUUCAAUGCAGAAAAACAGGCAUCUGCAAUAGAUUCAGAAAGUGGGCUUUAUGCUGGGGAAGCGUUCAAUGCGGAAAAACUGGCAUCUGCAAUAGAUUCAGAAAGUGGGCUUUAUGCUGGGGAAGCGUUCAAUGCGGAAAAACUGGCAUCUGCAAUAGAUUCAGAAAGUGGGCUUUAUGCUGGGGAAGCGUUCAAUGCGGAAAAACUGGCAUCUGCAAUAGAUUCAGAAAGUGGGCUUUAUGCUGGGGAAGCGUUCAAUGCAGAAAAACUGGCAUCUGCAAUAGAUUCAGAAAGUGGGCUUUAUGCUGGGGAAGCGUUCAAUGCGGAAAAACUGGCAUCUGCAAUAGAUUCAGAAAGUGGGCUUUAUGCUGGGGAAGAUUUCAAUGCAGAAAGUUCUGCAGAGGAAAAAGCUGAGAAGUCCAUAAAACCCAGUGAUGCUCAGCUCUCCAGUCCAGCUGAGACCCCACCUGCUUCAUCAAAGCAGGAUCCAAACUUGCCAACUGAAGCUGAUCCUAAAGGUUCAGAAGACGUUGGCCCUGAAGAAGCUGAAAAAGACUCUUCAAAAGAUGUUCACGACACACAAGUCAUAGAUGGAGACAAUUUAAUGGAUGAGACCAUAACAGAAUCUGAAGGUCCAGAAACCGAUGCCCCAAAUGAGCUGGUUUCUAAACCUGACGGUGAACACAAACCAGAGGAAAACGUUGUUCACCAAGGGGUGGAUUCUAUGGAGGUUGGAUCAACAGCAAGAGAAGAAGAAAUCCGGGCUGAAAAAGUGGAAGAAAAAACAGACGAUUCGACAGCCUUGGGAGACCCAAGGCCCAGAAGAAGCCAGAGAACCAAGAUGUCUAAGACUGAGGAGGACCCUCCAAAGAAGUUUAUGUCAAGAGCAAAGAACAGAAAAGCAGAACAAGAGGCAGAAAAAACAGAGGAAGCUACUGCGGCUUUAGAUGCUGCUGAGAAAGAGGUGACUGAAGAAGAUGAACCUGUGAUGCAGCAGAAACCCAAGAGAGGGAGACCAAGGAAAAGCAGCAGGAACACUAGAAACCAAAAGGCUGCUUUGAAAAACAAACAGCCCUGCAGUCCAGCAGCUGUGGAAGAAGAUUUACAGGACAAUGACUCAGUGGUGGAAGAGAAGGUUAAUGAAGCUCCUGGAGGAGAGACAAACUCAGCAGAGCCUCAAAAGGACGUAGAAAAGACAGUUGAGAGAACAAGCUCUGCUAGAAAUGAGGAAGAGGAGCUUCAGGCCGUCACAUCUCUGGAUGCUCCGGUUCAGGAGAUGAAAGUGGAAGAAACUAGCAGCCUGGAGGUAGCAGGAGAUGAAUUUAGAAGAGAAACAGAUGUUCAAGAUGAAGGAGAAAACCCAGCAGAAGUGCUGGUCUCUGAGGAGCAGAGUCCGAUUCAAUCGUCUGGGGAUGCUAAAGAUGCUGAAGGAGCUUUAUCUGGUGCAGACGGGUCCAAACAGGAAGUCUUAGAGGAACCGAGUCUGAAUCCGUUAGCUGAUCCUUUAAAUCAGGAUGGACUUUAUUCUGAAGGGACAAUUCAAGACUCCUUAAAGGAAGAGAGUCUGGCUGUGUCUGACUCUAAUGUAGAGGCUUCACCUGAGGAGUCAGCUCCUCCAGAGGAACCUGCUGCAGGAGAAACCACCCCACCACCAGAAAGCAAUGAGUGGGAAAAACCUACAGCUGAUCUCAACGAAGAAAAAUGUGUCUCCUCCAUGUCUGAGAUCACAUUAGAGGUAAAUGAAGCAGGCGGAGCCGAGAACAGAGGUGACACAGAGGAAGGAGAAACUCUGAGAUCUGCUAAACGCAAACAUGAUGAGAGCACAGAUGAGGCUGCUAAUAUUGUAUCGGCAGAGGAGGAGGGAGAAGCAGAUGAAGACGAAGGUAAAAAGGAAGUUAAAACUCCCAGAGGCAGAGGUCGCCCCAGGAAGAAAGCUAGGAAGACUCCUGUGAAAAAAUCUACCAGAGGUCAAAGAGCUGAGGCUGAUCCAGAGAGAGAAGAAGAAGAAGAAAAGGAGUCUUUCUCUGCUUCACUGGAUUCUUCCUCUGCUUUGGAUAAAGACUCGUCUGCCUCUUCAGGCGCCGUCCAGACAGAGACCCAGCAGACUGUGGAGGAAACAGACGGUUCUUUGGUCUGUGCUGAACAGCAGCUCCAGUUUGAGGAUCCUGAUGGAGAGAAACAGGAGGAAGGUUUGAAGGAGGAGAGAGAAGGACCUGAAAUUAAAGGUUCAGAAGACAUUGGGCCAGAAGAAGCUGAAAAAGACUCCUCAAAAGAUGUUCACGAUGGUGAAAGCAUGGAAACAGAAAGUUCUGAAGAUGAAAAAGCUGAGAAUUCCAUAAAACCCAGUGAUGCUCAGCCCUCCAGUCCAGCUGAGAUCCCACCUGCUUCAUGGAAGCAGGAUCCAAACCUCCCAACUGAAGCUGAUCCUAAAGACUCGUCUGCCUCUUCAGGCGCCGUCCAGACAGAGACCCAGCAGACUGUGGAGGAAACAGACGGUUCUUUGGUCUGUGCUGAACAGCAGCUCCAGUUUGAGGAUCCUGAUGGAGAGAAACAGGAGGAAGGUUUGAAGGAGGAGAGAGAAGGACCUGAAAUUAAAGGUUCAGAAGAUGUUGGCCCUGAAGAAGCUGAAAAAGACUCUUCAAACGAUGUUCACGACGGUGAGAACAUGGAAACAGAAAGUUCUGCUGAGAAUUCCAUAAAACCCAGUGAUGCUCAGCCCUCCAGUCCAGCUGAGACCCCACCUGCUUCAUGGAAGCAGGAUCCAAACCUCCCAACUGAAGCUGAUCCUAAAGGCGCCGUCCAGCCAGAGACCCAGCAGACUGUGGAGGAAACAGAUGGUUCUUUGGUCUGUGCUGAACAGCAGCUCCAGUUUGAGGAUCCUGAUGGAGAGAAACAGGAGGAAGGUUUGAAGGAGGAGAGAAAAGGACCUGAAAUUAAAGGUUCAGAAGACGUUGGGCCAGAAGAAGCCGAAAAAUACUCUUCAAAAGAUGUUCACGAUGGUGAGAGUAUGGAAACAGAAAUUUCUGCUGAGAAGUCCAUAAAACCCAGUGAUGCUCAGCUCUCCAGUCCAGCUGAGACCCCACCUGCUUCAUCAAAGCAGGAUCCAAUCCUCCCAACUGAAGCUGAUCCUAAAGUGAAAAAAUCUACCGGAGGUCAAAGAGCUGAGGCUGAACCAGAGAGAGAAGAAGAAGAAGAAGAAAAGGAGUCUUUCUCUGCUUCCCUGGAUUCUUCCUCUGCUUUGGAUAAAGACUCGUCUGCCUCUUCAGGCGCCGUCCAGCCAGAGACCCAGCAGACUGUGGAGGAAACAGACGGUUCUUUGGUCUGGGCUGAACAGCAGCUCCAGUUUGAGGAUCCUGAUGGAGAGAAACAGGAGGAAGGUUUGAAGGAGGAGAGAGAAGGAUCCGAAAUUAAAGGUUCAGAAGAUGUUGGCCCUGAAGAAGCUGAAAAAGACUCUUCAAACGAUGUUCACGACGGAACAGACGGUUCUUUGGUCUGUGAUGAACAGCAGCUCCAGUUUGAGGAUCCUGAUGGAGAGAAACAGGAGGAAGGUUUGAAGGAGGAGAGAGAAGGACCUGAAGGCGCUGAGAUUAAAGCAGAGAGCAAACAGAGAAGGGAGCCGGCCGGACCUGAAGCAAAGAGAUCUAGAUCUGUCUCUCCAACUGUUGCUGAUAACUUCAGGCUGCCUCCAUUUGACCCCGAUCUUCCUCUUGGUCAGGAGUUCACUGUGCAGAAACUGGCACGUUUCUGUCAACUGUGCUCGGUUUUCUACCUGAAUGAGAAUGAGGAUAAAGACCUGCACUGCUGCAGUGAGGCACACUAUAACAAUCUGCAGAAAUAUUACCAGGAGCUUCAGCAGAACUCUACCAGAUCCUGUGAAGAAAACUCCCAUGGUUUGGUUUCUGAAUGAACUGGAUAAAAAACACGAUUUAAAGUACUUGGUUAAAGACGUCCCUGGAUGAAAAACACUGCUUAGAGAGAUUAAGGAAACAGAUCCGCUGAUUAAACUAGUCAAUUUCAAUAUA